GUUGUACCAAAUCCCAUGUGACCCGGCAUCAUCCCCUUAAUCCAAACCCAAUGUUGGAGCCAUAUAAAAGCCUUUACAAAUAGUGUUCUCCAUGUAUCUUCAAUAACUACAUUGAAAAACAAAAUGGGCAGAAGCCAAAUCCUCUUGUUGUGCUCUUUGAGCCUUUGCAUUAGCCUAGCAGUUGCUGAUUGGAACAUUUUGAAUCAGAGAACCAAAAAUGGUAUGCAGAUCACACUGAGGAACUACUGUGAGAGCUGGAGGAUGAAUGUUGAGCUUCACAACAUUCGAGAUUUCGAAGUUGUCCCUGAAGAAUGUGUUGGCUACAUUGGAAAAUAUGUGACUUCAACUCAGUACAAGGUUGACUCAGAAAGAGCCAUAGAGGAAUGCAUAGUUUUUCUCAGCACAAGUUGCAGCUUGAAGAAAGAUGGCAGAGAUGCUUGGAUUUUUGAUAUUGAUGACACCCUUUUGUCAACUGUGCCUUUCUACAAAAAACACCAUUAUGGGGGAGAGAAGCUGAAUCUGACCUCUUUUGAGGAAUGGCAGAGUCAAGGUAAAGCACCUGCUUUGGAUCACUCUCUCAGACUCUUCAAUGAGAUAAAGUCCAGAGGCUUGCAGAUCUUUUUGAUUUCUUCCAGGAGAGAACAUCUCAGAUCAGAGACAACUGACAAUCUUAUGAAUGUUGAAAUUCAUGGAUGGACUAAUUUGAUAUUAAGGUCACCUGAAGAUGAACUCUGCUCAGUGCGGGAUUACAAAGCUAGAGCUAGACAACAGUUGAUCAGCAAAGGAUACCGUAUUUGGGGUAUUGUUGGAGACCAAUACAGCAGCAUUCAAGGACUACCAAAUGCUAAGAGAACAUUUAAACUUCCAAACCCAAUGUACUAUGUUUGCUAAAAGAAACCUUCAUUUUUGGUAC
This is a messenger RNA of Humulus lupulus (European hop), 913 nucleotides long. Its product is annotated as acid phosphatase 1-like. Bases 124 to 891 code for a protein of 255 amino acids. The transcript has 3 exons. Gene Ontology annotation, molecular function: acid phosphatase activity. Lineage: Eukaryota; Viridiplantae; Streptophyta; Magnoliopsida; Rosales; Cannabaceae. The record is from RefSeq and is a predicted model, not a curated record.